This is a messenger RNA of Euleptes europaea (tarantolino), 917 nucleotides long. RefSeq names its product glycine N-methyltransferase (gene GNMT). NCBI's taxonomy places the organism in Eukaryota, Metazoa, Chordata, Lepidosauria, Squamata, Sphaerodactylidae. Gene Ontology annotation, biological process: protein homotetramerization; regulation of gluconeogenesis; S-adenosylmethionine metabolic process. Gene Ontology annotation, cellular component: cytosol. The coding region runs from base 19 to 903 and encodes 294 amino acids. Gene Ontology annotation, molecular function: S-adenosyl-L-methionine binding; glycine binding; glycine N-methyltransferase activity. The transcript is spliced from 6 exons. The record is from RefSeq and is a predicted model, not a curated record.
GCCUCUGCCGCCGCCGGCAUGGUGGACAGCAUCUACCGGACGCGCUCGCUGGGCGUGGCGGCCGAGGGGCUGCCGGACCAGUACGCGGACGGCAAAGCGGCGCGCGUCUGGCAGCUCUACAUCGGCGACACGCGGAGCCGCACCGCCGAGUACAAGAGCUGGCUGGUGGCGCUGCUGCGGGCUCAGCGCUGCCGCACGGUGCUCGACGUGGCCUGCGGGACCGGGGUGGACUCCAUCAUGCUGGUUGAGGAAGGGUUCACUGUCACCAGCGUGGAUGCCAGCGACAAGAUGCUGAAAUAUGCUCUGAAGGAGCGGUGGAAUCGUCGGAAAGAGGAACCUUUUGACAACUGGGUCAUUGAGGAGGCCAACUGGCUCACCCUGGCACAAGAUCUGCAGAAGCCUGGCGAUGGUUUUGAUGCCGUCAUCUGCCUUGGGAAUUCCUUUGCACAUCUCCCAGAUUUCAAAGGUGACCAAAGUGCUCAUAAACAGGCUCUUAAGAAUAUUGCCAGUAUGGUGCGUCCCGGCGGCAUCCUCGUGAUUGAUCACCGUAACUAUGACUACAUCCUGGAAACAGGCUGUGCCCCACCAGGGAAGAACAUCUACUACAAGAGUGACUUAACUAAGAACAUCGCCACAUCUGUACUCCUCGUGAAUAACAAACCGAGUAUGGUGACAUUGGACUAUACAGUGCAGGUGCCUCCCGAAGGGAAUGACGGGAGCCCAGAAUUGAGUCAGUUCCGUCUUUCAUACUACCCUCACCGCUUGGAACCUUUCACGGAACUUCUGAAAAAUGCUCUACAAGGCCAGUGUGAACACAGCGUCCUGGGGGACUUCAGACCUUACAAGCCAGGCCAGGAAUACACGCCAUGCUACUUCAUUCACGUGGUGAAGAAAACUGGAUGAGAAUUGCUGUAGAG